CACAGUGGACAAAUCAACGAGGCUGUAUGCGCGUUUUACGCGACGCGGGAAAACUACUACGCGUUCAUUAUCCGCGAAGCUAUCAAACUUCACACGCGGCUGAUUGUCGCCGCAAUUUCACAAGAGUCCAGACAAAGCUCUUGCAGUGUAUAAGGCGAUGAUAGCGUCCUAGCGUUGUCGCGCCGCUCGCAGUGCAGACGGGCUGCUUGAAACUGCUGCUCGAGUGUGUUUCUGAAGAGCGAAGACAUGGAGCGGUGUAAAGAGACGCGUCUCGUAGUGUGUUUGCUACUCUUUCUGACGCUCCGCGAGGAUUUGGGAUUCGCAUUCAGACAGAAUAAGGACACCGAGUUCACUUUCCUUUUACCUCCAGGAGCAACCGAGUGCUUCUUCCAAACAGCCACUAAGAGCGGCAGCAUGGAAGUGGAGUACCAGGUCAUUGCAGGCUCAGGGCUGGACGUCGGCUUCACACUGAUCUCCCCGCAAGGAUAUAGAUUGGUCUCCGACUUCAGAAAAUCAGAUGGCAUACAUACAGUGGACCCCACUGAGGAGGGCGACUACAGGAUUUGCUUUGACAACAGCUUCAGCCAUAUUUCAGAGAAGAUGGUGUAUGUGGAGGUGAUUGUGGAUGGACCAGAGGAGGACGAUGAGGAUGAUGAAGAUUGGGCUGCUCUGGCUGAACCGGAGGACUUGCUGGAGUACAAAUUGGAGGAUAUCAGGGACACAAUGGAUGCCGUGCACAAGAAUCUGGAGCGAAGCCGUCAGCUACAGACGACUUUGCGGGCGUUCGAGGCUCGUGACCGUUACCUGCUGGAGGAUAACCUGUGGCGGGUUUCCUUCUGGUCCAGUGUCAGUCUGCUGGUCAUGGUCAGCGUGGCCCUCGCCCAGAUCUACACGUUACGCAGAUUAUUCAGUGACAAACACAGAGUAUGCACAUAUCACAGAUGAACUGGAGAAGGACGAUGCUGGAACACUGUAUGCUGGACUAAUGGAUUCUGUAAAAGAAGACAUGUGGAAACUCAGGUCCAAGAAAUAUCCCACAAGUUUAUGUUAGAAUUGAAGUGUUUGGAGCUAUCAGUGAAUCUGACCAUUUUUAAUUCUAAGAGUUUUCUGUAGAAGUGCUAACACUAAACUUACUUGAAGUAUAUAAAAAAAAAUUGAAUGUAAUUUUGUACUUGACUUUUAAAACACUGUGGUUUAAAUAAUUUAUGAGACUUCUGAAAAAAUAAGUAACAUUGCGAUUAACAUUUCGCAUGGAUUUACACUGCAGGAAAAUAAAAAUCCAAGGGAACGUUUUGCAUUGAAUGGAUUAUUAUUCAGCACAUUAGCAUCUCAUUUGGAACAAACGCAGCUCAGUCGUAUGUGGCCUAGCAAGUGCAAAUGCAAAAUGAAUUUAAAACUCAUCUGGGUUAUCGAGGUUACAUUUCAAGUCAUUUGCUAACUGCGAUGAAUUGAGUUAUUGCUGUAGUGUGGGAAUCAGAAUCACGUUGUGUCAUAAUACUUCAAGAUUGUUGCCAUUAAUCUCUUUGUUUUCUACAGGUUAAUCUGUAGGUUAGUGUUUCUUAUAUUCUUCCAUCACCCUGCAAUAAUAUACAAAUAUCCUCAUUAAACAACAAGCCUAGUAAACAUUAUGUACAGCCAUAUUCAUUACAAACUAAAUAAGAGUCCCUAGAGUUCAAUGAAACAAUACACAGACAGAAUGCUCAUAUAUUCAUCUUGCAUCUUUUAUUCAGUAGACAUUUGGAACUCAGGUCAUCACUUGUAAAUCAACUUUUGCAAGUUGGGUCACAUUUUUUCUCAAGCAAUCAUAUUCUGGUCCUGAUCUGGCAGGAGCCACCCGCUCCUAUAAACUGCAAAUGACAUGGAUGCCUUCAGCUUCGAUGUUAUAUAUCAUUGCUCACAAGAUACUCUCUACUGUUGGGAACUUUGCAAUUAGUUGAAUUGGAACAUUCGAAGCUGCUGAUCAUUUGCAUUUCUUAGAAUCAAUACAGUAAACUGUGCUAUCACUGUGCUGCCACUUUACGAAGUGGAACGCACUUCAAAAUGGCAGCAUGGGUUCCUCUGAGAGGAAGUGCUUCGGAAAGUCUUAAAGUCAAGUGGAACGCACUUCCCGUAGUCCCCUGAUGUAUUUUCGUUGACCAAAACCUGGAAAUAAGUUUGCGUUUUAAACCUUCCAUUUCCAUCGUACUGAAGGUUUUUUGAGUAGGUUUUUGGUUGAAAUAAAGUCUGUGGUGAAAAACUCAUGUUCACACGUUUUAUUCAAUGCCAUAAAAUACAUAAGUAAAUACACAACUGGUUAAAUGGGACUAGAUGGUUGUUGGGAACAUAAAUGUCAUCACACCAACUCAUCUAUUCACUAGCAUAAUGGCGUUGAAGUCAUGUGACCCUGGUGUAGUUUGUUUAUAGCCUAUGUUUAGUUUGUACAUUACGUGAUUGUGUUUAGGCUUUAUCGUUCAGUUUGUUCAUGUGUGACAAGUUUGAACCAAAUGUGUAAGAAUCAAAUUCUGUUGGUAACAGAUCUUAUUUUCUAAUCCAAAACAAAAGCCAAUGGGAAAAUCACAUUUGGUUUUUGUCAAGGGGGAACCAGGGUGACUCAAACUUAUGGGUUGGCCUACAAAAAAUAUUAUAUGUCAUCAAUGCAGCAGCACUCUAUUUCUUCUUUUCUUUUGUAAAAAAAAAUUCAACGUUUGGGGGGAAAAAGUUAAUUUUGCUUUUAAUAUACAAAAUCAAUGACUAUAGCCAAUAAUUUUUUUGGUCAAUAAUUCGGAUUCACCAUCAUUCAUACAGUACUUCAUAUCUGGUUUUAGAUUAAAUUCAAAGUUUGUAAUGUUGCAUUUCUGAGCUAGUUUGAUUCAGUUCAACACUUUUAUUUAUUUAAUCUAUGGUGAAACCUAAUGAGAAAAACUACCUCUAGAACCAAGACUAUUACAAAAAAGGUAGGUCAGCACCUUUUCACAUCAAGAGAGGAAAGUUCAAACAAGACUGUGUAAUACCUAGAAGAAUCUCAUCUUUGGUCCACUUUUUAAAUCACAUAGAAACAUUUAAGUUGACUUUUUUUCCAAUCCAAACUGAUUGGUCCUUUGAUAUCCUAUUGAUAUCCUCUGAAAGCAGGCAUCCUGUCCUCAUGGUUCAGAGCAGCUGUAUGGUGAUUCUUCUUCACUGCACCGGAUCAGCUUCAGCUUCACCACUGGUUCUCUGGCCGUCGUGGAGGUGGACGUCUGUUCAACAACCGCAGCCAAAAGCACAGAUCAGCAGUGAAACUUUCAUUUGUGUGCUGUACAUAGUGAAAUAUGUAGGUUUACAGUAACUCAGCAGGCUCUGAUCUCUACCCAGUUUUAGAGUAGAUUAUUAUCUUAAAAGUUGUAUACUAUUCACUUGUGUAGAAACCGCUGAUUUUGACAGAAAAGCUGCUAAAUAUGAGCCUUGCAUUACUCAUCAGGUCACAUGCUGAUAAUAAAACAACACUAAUCUUUAGUCAGAUGUAGUCUUCCAUGAUGACAUAAGACUUAUUCUCUCUCUCUUUAUAGUUCCACUAAGGAAAGUGCUCAUGAGUCAUACAUAAAAGGUCAGCCUUUUUUCUUUUCUUUUUUUUUACAGAGGAAGAAGUGGUAAUGAAGCCACGUGGUUCUAAAUCCUGUUCUUGAGACCUUCAACUCUGCAAAUGUGACUCAUGAGCUCAUUACAUGCUCCUGUGCUGUGCUCAAUUCCGAUUGACACUGCUUCACAGUAUCCAUGAUUUAUUAAUUAGUGCAUGUUAAAAGUAAACACUUGUGCUAUGACUUUGUGAUUUUCUGGAGGUUCCCUUUCAACAUUUUCAGUUGAAAAGUGAGGGUAAUGCGACUGUAACCUAUAUAUCAGCCUAGAAACAGUAACUAAUGGAUUAGACCUACCUAUAUUUCGCUUUUUGCUAACACUUAUAUGCAUAUUCAUCAUAUUGGUGUCAAUAUGCAAUAGAAAUAACCCAUAAGUGAGGACUUUCCUAGGUGGUUAAUCGUUUAGUACCUCACGAUAUGAGUAACGGCUUGAUUCAAAACCAUAAGAUUAGAUGAACACAUUUCUAAUGGUAUUGCAUGGAUAUAUCACUGACUUAACCUUUGAUUGACCAAUGUGAUUACAAAAAUUGGUUUGCUAUGGACACGAGCUGCAAUCACGCCAUGUUGUAAUAAUGGUAAUGCUGAGAUGAGAACACGUGACAUUCUACUCUGAGCUUUUCCACGUGCUUGGACACAGGUAACUAAAGAGUAGUUUUGAAUGGUUCUAAGUGGAUGUGCUAACUUUUAAAAUCUAUAAUUGGCCAUUGCGUUCACAUUCUCAAUUAGUUACUAUCUUCAGAGCUUCAAAAACAUAUUUGCAAUGAACAGUGUACAUUACAGAGUGUUCAUAUAUCAAUGGAUACCAAAUUAACUUGGUAGCUACUCUGUAUUUCUGGUACUUCUGGAAAACUGGUAUGCUAACAUAUAUAUAGCUAACGAAAUAAACAUUUUGACAAAGUUCUUGUAAUAUUUUACAGUCAUAGCAUGAACUCUCUAAAUUGGCCAGGUGUUUUAAAUUUUUCAGAUUAUUGUGUCAUCUAAUAUGUAGAAAUCUCUUUAUUUUUAUUUUUUAAUAUCAAUAAGAACCAGCACAAGACAAUUACCUACACUCCUUAUAAAAUAUAAUGGAUAUGCAAUAACUGGAAGCAACCGAAAGCCUUGCACCUUAAAGUUACAAACGGCUGCCCCCGCUCUUAUGUUAAAAAUACGGCAAUGUGUAUAGUACAUAUCAUAAAUGCAUAGUAUGCAUUUUCCUACUAUAAAGUAAGCAAAAAAAGUACCCAGUAAGCAAAAUCAAGUACCCAGAUGAACUACUUUCGGGGAAUUUCUGAAGUGUGCACAGCCUAUGUAGUACAUUGUAGUACAUUCAGAUUUAAUUUACACUACAGAAUUAACCUGAUCUCACAAGAAAAUGUGACUAUUUUACAAAGUGAUUUAGUAAGAAUCUAAUUUUUAAAUAGUACAAAAGCAUAUGGUUUAUAGAAAAAAGUAAGCAUGAAUGUCCUCCUCUGAACAUCACUAUCAAAGAGGCACAAGUAAGUCAUAUGAAAACAUACAAAUUAAAUUGUAUGAAUUCAUAUAAAUUAGCCACCAAUUUGCCAAAACAUAAGAUUGUUUGCCAUGAGAUUGUGUUGCACGUUAAUACUGUGUAGAACAUACAAAGUAGUUAUUCAAAGAAAGGGCAUGUGGCUUCGGACGCAGUCAGAGGUGAGUGAGACCACAUUUGAUUUAUUUCCACGAUAACACAGAGGAAGAGAUGCAUGCUGGGAGAGACAUGUCAUGGAAAAUUAAGCAGACAGCGAGGAGACGUGACACAAGGAAACACCGACCACCAGAGAACCAGAUCUUUAUUAUACACAACACCUUUUAUUAUCAUCUCACUUUCCAUUUUAAUUGCUACACAGGCACUUGACAAUGAUUUGUUAUUCCAAAAGCAUGAAAAGGAUGGUAAAUAUGUCCUCAGUCCCUCACUCCAUACAAAAAGACAAUUAUUAGAAGGAGAGACGGGGAUCGGGUCACCAUAACCAAUGGCUAGAGAGAAAGUUAUGGCUGCAGUGAUCUGAGCAUUAUCCAGUUCUUAACGGAUAUUGAAAUAAUUUGAAAUCAGAAAACAUACGACUGGAUACAAUUUGAAUUCAAGCCUCGAAAUGACUGAAGGGGCAGCGGUUGCCAUCACUGUAGCCAUAACACACAGGAGUGAUUAAAGAGCGUUUGGCCCUGAAAUCUGCAGCUAAUAUUUUUAAAUUUCAUCUCAAGUCCGACUCCAAGCCUUCAAUUAUUUACAGACGAAUCGAUGCAAAAUCAAAGACCCGCUCCCGCUUACACCAAAUCCCUAUUCUUAUCCUCAAGUUAAUCAAGAAAGCAAAAUUCGUCACGGCCCAUUUCCUUGCACGCACAUCAAAAAAAAAAAAAAAAAAAAAAA
Molecule: messenger RNA, 5952 nt
Organism: Carassius auratus (goldfish)
Lineage: Eukaryota; Metazoa; Chordata; Actinopteri; Cypriniformes; Cyprinidae
Product: transmembrane emp24 domain-containing protein 1-like
Exons: 4
Coding region: 247-945 (232 amino acids)
Source: RefSeq, a predicted model, not a curated record